Molecule: messenger RNA, 3430 nt
Organism: Cydia pomonella (codling moth)
Lineage: Eukaryota; Metazoa; Arthropoda; Insecta; Lepidoptera; Tortricidae
Product: cilia- and flagella-associated protein 206-like
Exons: 12
Coding region: 86-2245 (719 amino acids)
Biological process (GO): regulation of cilium beat frequency
Cellular component (GO): axoneme; ciliary basal body
Source: RefSeq, a predicted model, not a curated record
CUACUCUAGCGCUACUCUGGAGAGAUUUGGAAUUAUUAUUUAUAGCUGACAGCUGGACACUUUUGCAACAGUUCUGCCUAAGGAAAUGUUCCUUGUCUCUACCUUCCAUAAUCUUGACAACAUUUUCGUCACCAUAGCAACCAAAUCAUUCAAUCAAUUUCGACCGACUUUUGCACAUUUUUUUAACCAAUUUACAACCAUGGCGUGUAACGAAAAUAUAAUCAAGAACAUGGCAAAUGAAAUAACAAGGAAUUGCCAAACGCAUAAUGUUCAAGUUGAACAUGAAUUUGUUAUUUAUAUGAUUGAGUUAUUGUUGCUGAACCCGAAAUAUGGGAAGCUGUUUACGAAGACAUUGAAUAGGGAUAAUUUGGAAUAUUUUGUCAAUGAAUUUGUUUCUAUGAUGACUGGCGACCAAACAACAAUAAACACGCUCAAAAUGCAAUUCAUCAUCCAAACCAAUUACGACAAACUUCCCAACCUGAUCGACAAACACCUAGACUCCAUUGAGACCACCCUUCGACCGCUCGUCACAGAGAUCUUGGAGGGAGACCCGGAGCAGGGCGAUGAGGCGGAGUUCAAGAAGCUGUUUCGGAAGAUCUCGAUUUAUAUUAUAUUAGCUAGUGGGCUAGGGAAUCCCGGGAUGAUUAUGACCUUGAAAGAAGGCAUGGCCGCGCUAGAGAGCGUGUUCUCUCUAGAAGACUUACAACUAUUCGUGGCACUGCCUCGCUCGGAGAAGAAAGAGCAGCUGACAGAGCUGCUGGCCAUUGUGUCCGGCGUGCGGCUUUUUAACCGAGACUGCAAGAAGGGCGGCGAUCAGAUACCGGACCUGCCUUUCAACCUAGUGGAUGCUGGCAAAGCCUGCCUCGCCGCUCUAUCCAAUUCGCUAUUCGGAGUGAUGCAACGAGUGAAUACCCUCACAGCAGCCAUUGAAGAUACCAUAGCAGUUGAGAGUGAGACAGGGAACGUGAUGAUAAAGUUACCGGACGACACGGAACUCUCUUUAGAGAAUUACCAACACAUAUUCAACCUUCUGGCCUUCAACCGUCAGUACGAAGUGAUAAUCCGAAGGUUGCUUAGCGACGUAGAACUGAUGGUGUCCAGCGCCAACCUGUACGUGGAUCGAGUGAGAGAAGCGCUGGAAAACUUGCAUGCAGCUGUUAAAUAUAAGGCGGCUGUGCCAGUUGCUGUGGUUUUCCCUCUAUUCGGCCGCCUCUGGCACACGUGGCGCGGCAUGCAGAACAUCAUGUACCUCGUCUCCACUGUGAACCGUGUUAUGUCCGCCUUGGCCAACCUUCAAGGUCAAAUGCAGAUGCCCUCGGAUACUUUGGACAUCAUGUUAGCAGGCAAGAUAAUAACGACUGAUCAGGAGCGUAUGUCGCGAACCAUCAGCAUUGAGGAGCGACUAAGCAUGGGGGCCUUGAGGUACUACGUGCAAGAUACUCCGUUAACCAGCGAGAAGCAUACGCAGUACCUCGGAUUCUGCGCUCUCUGUUUAUGCGCUGGGGCGCUCGUCCCCGGCAACCCGCGGUUCGGUCUCAUCAAACAUGGCGGCCGCCGGUUUGCGUUCUGCUCCGUCAAGAUGGCGACGCAGUUUAGCAAGGAACCGCAGCGCUACGUGAACGAGGUCCUGGACUACGCCCGGAACAACCCUCAUGUCAUCAAUCUGCUCAACAUUUGGGAGGCUGUUUACAAUGUGCGAGACGUGGAUAGUCUGGUCGUCAAGUAUGUGAAGAAGAUCAAGGUGCACGAGAAGGAAAUCCAGACGGAGGCGCACCCGAUACCCGAAUACAAGGAGAAGAACUACCACUGGGAUUUGUGGGAGUGGAAGCGGCGCGCUUGUCAAUGGGCGUCAAUAGUGAACUGCCGUACCAAAUCCACCCAAACCAACUACAGCCACCUCCGCUCCGAGAUCCACUGUCAGACCGUCGAGCCCCGGGACAAGUGUUACCAGACUAGGAAAGAAUCGGGGAUGACCACGGACUUCAGUAACAACUUUAUUUGGGGGCUGAGAGGGAAGGUUGGGUACGGGCAGCACUGGAUGGACUUUGUUCAGAAGAGUCAUCCGGAGAAGUUAGAAGUCCAAACCUUCACUGCGUGCACGUGGCCGUGCGAGCCAGGCACGCCUCCCUCAGAUACCGACUUCAAGGAACAGACCAAGCUGAAGGGAGGAGAUAUCAAUAUGAGCACAGCCACUGUCAAAAGCACGCGGUUUUCAGCUCUCGAUUUUCGCUGGUUUAAAUAUUAGGGGAUAUUACGCAAAACUCUGGGUAGCGCCACUAGCACAAACAGGACAAACCGCCUUGGUAUUGGUACAUUAAUGUCAUAUCAAAGAGAAUUUGAAAUAGAGGUGGAUUGUCAAAGAAAACUUUGUAGCCACAGUAUAUUUACUGCCAUCUUUCGACACAUGAUAAACACUUUUAGAACGCCAUUUGACUUUGAUCCUUAUUCUUUCACUGAUAUUUGUUAAAUGUAUAUGUGACAUUGAGCCCUCUCAGUAGGAAGGUUUGGCAGUAAAUCGUCCUGAGUGGCGCAGGCUGGUGCAGAGCAAUGUGCGCGAUUUCGAGGAGCAACGUAAUGCUGACCUCGAAAACGCGACGAGCUGAAAACACGCCAAUCUGCGUCCAUUCACUACCACGUAGCUGGUGUCCUCAAUGUGCGCGGGGGUCCACCUCGAAGAUCGGCUACGUCAGCCAUCUUCGGGCGCAUGAGCGCCGAGCUAACUAGGACUCAAAAUGGUCGCCAUGGUCGAAAUCGGCCGGAAGGAUGAGGGGGGUCAAAUAUCAAUAAGUGUCGCCAUCUAAUAGAUCAAAGGCCAAAGGUAUGGCAGCAUCGUUUCGAGUGAUUCUGGCGUUCUAAAAGUAUUAAUAAUAUGUCGAAAGAUGGCAGUAAAUUACUGUGGCUACACUAAUUUUACUUAAAAUACACCUCUAUUUCAAAUUCUCAAUGAGUUAUACAAUGUACCUACGGCCACGUCGGUCACGGACUUUAAUUGCUGAUCCAUUUAGGGUUCAAGCUAAUCUGGUUGUCAAUACUGACAGUAUAAAAUGUCCAAUGUUAACCUUGUAGUCUGAUAUAAGACAUACAAUAUCCAGCUCAUUUAGCCGCAGUCUGAAAUAAGACAAAACUUCGUGUAACUUCGUACAGGCGGCGACACGAGCGCGCUCGAUGAAACAUAAGGGUAAAAGUUUUAAAGUCCCCGGCAAGCUCGGUCGGAAAUAUCUGAACACGCCUCUAUUGUCAAUGUGAUAGAUUGCGUGCUCAUAUAUUUUUGAGCAGUUUGCCCGUCCCGAUAUAUCUGAUGGUAACUUUAUAAGCUAAAUGAAGUUCGGGUUACAGGAGAGAUAUAGGAAAUUAUGUAAACAAGGUUGAUUUUAGAAAAUACUUAUUUAAUAAUCAUUAAUACAUUGUUUAAUAAAUCGUUAUUGUUAAA